AUGAGAAAUUACGCUGAUAAGAAGUCAGAGUUCGUCGUCAAGCCAGAGAUCGGCCAGGAAUUUGAUUCUUUGGCCGAAGCUUACGACUUCUACAACCUAUACUCGUGGGAGAUUGGUUUUGGCAUCAAGUAUGGGCAAUGCAGAAGAAACGUUGAAAAGUGCAAGACGGUCCAGGACAUAGUUUGCGGAUGCGCGAGGAUGAAUCAGCAGCAGGGCGAUGAUGACAUCAGAAAGACGAUACAACUCUUCUCUGAAUUGAAAGAGAAGGAUCCAAACUUUGUCGACAGUGUGCUUGUUGAUGAAGGCAGCAAGAUCAGGGCAUUGAUGUGGACAGACGGUAAGAGCCGACACCAGUACAAAUUCUUUGGAGAUGCAAUAACAUUCGACACAACAUAUCGUACGAACCAGUACGACAUGCCGUUUGGUCUUUUUGUUGGUGUCAACAAUCACUUUCAGAGCAUCAUCCUUGGAGGAGUGUUGCUACGCGAUGAAACAACUGAGACUUUUGGGUGGGUGUUCAAGGAAUUUGCAUCUUUGAUGGGAGGGAAGGCUCCAAAAACAAUACUCACGGACCAAGCCCGUGCAAUGGAGAGGGCUAUAUGUUCCCAGUGGCCUGAUACAACUCACAGAUGGUGUGUUCUGCGCAAGGAUGACGAGCACACAGCGUUCCGAGAGUGCAAACCGUUGUGUGCAAUGACCAAGGCAGAAUCUGAUGCUUUCAAGGUUCCCUAUGUUGUAUGUGCAGUUACAUAUGUUCUCGCGCCACCGUUGAAGCACAACUACUUCCUGACGGAAUACUGGGGAGGUCUGCACACCCCUGAUCUCAUACACAUGUACAACUGGGGUAAGUAUGUCCGGGAGGAAGUGCUUCUAUCAGCUGGGAGGGUCAAGUCAGAGCUCCUUGGGGGCAAAGUUAAAUCAAACAUCUCUGGUUGCACUUUCUUCAUUCAGGUGUUCUAUCUGGACAAUUUUGAUCUUGAGGACGAGAACCUACCACACGACGUCUUCCCAAGAUGCAAGGUCUAUGAUCAGAAAAAGAUUAACAUGGUUAUUGAAAAGGACACAAGCACAGGAAAGAACGCAGAUAUUGUUAUAUACGGACUACUUCUGCCGAGGCCGGCGCACACAGUGUGCUAUAGCAGGAACAGAGCUUCAAUGUCCUUCAUUGGCAAGAUUGCUGAUAUCGGAGCCGGGUCAAGCAGAUAUCAAAGAGCACCGAUGAUCGAGGAGAUUGUUACUAUACUUGUGGAAAAAGUGGGCCAAUAUUCAUCUAGAUGCCGAGCAGCGUUGCAAGCGGCGUCUAAGAAAGGGGCCAAGAUAAACAAAAAGCACGCGGAUGGGUGGGAUGGUGUUGUGAGGGAGACUGACAUUUUCAUUGAAGAAGAGACCUCUAAGAUGCUCGCAGAUAUUGAUGAAAUAUCAGAAACUGUAAGGCAGAACAACAAAAGGCCAAGGGAACAAGACUACCAAGGUGAUGAUGUCUCACCUGAAGAGUCCGGAGAAGAGUCGCCAUUUUCACCACGUUCGGCCAUUUGUCCUGUGAAUACAGAUAAACGGAAUGUAGAUGAUGGUAAUCCUAUCCAUAGGUCAAAUGACAGUCAACGGGGUGGUUCCCCGAAAAGAGCAAGGGUCGAAGAGACAGAGGAGGAUCCUGACCCGGCGAUUAAGAAUCUGGAAGGACUGGUCGCGGCAGCAGACCAAGACAAUGAAGUAACAAAUGACACUGUGGUGCAUGAACAAAUGCCAAUCCAGGCCAAAGCAGCAGAUGGUAGGCAAUGGGUAUAUGGCCCUAAUGCAGCGCUUAACACAGAGGUUCCCUUAUAUGACCUCGGAAUAGACAAUGCUGAGCCAGUCCUGUCACCGGGAAGGGAAUUGUCAGUUGUGGCUAAAACUCAACAACCGUUCCACAUUCAGCAUCACACUACCCAGGCCGGUCCAAGCAGAUUCAAAAUAGAUUUCACAGGUUUUAGGAGCAAAGACCUGAUGGAUGAUUUCAGUAGAGCGGUGACACCAGAAGGUACGAGCUCCGUGCCAUCAGCUAACACAACACCUGUAUCAACAUAUGGGAAAAAUGAACUCCAAGGCUCACGGCUUGACAUAAUAUGCACUCCUGUGCACAGGGCGAUAGAGCCGAAUAAGGCGGCGGGAACAACACCUGUUAGCCUGAACAGGGAGAUCGCGGCACAAGAGUUGGACGUACGUGAGGAGAUGGAGGAGGCAGCAAUCAACCUGAACGUUCCACAGACACAAGAUGGCCUCAGUACACAGCCACAACGAAAAAGAACAGUUAAGCCAGGCAAGGCUGCACGGUCCCCUUUUGUUCUGGGGUACGAUCCUCCCCUAAGAGCACCAGCUAAUGUUGCAAAGGUCUUCAAGAUGUUUAUGAAGGAGCCCGCAUCUGCAAGGAAAGACAAUUGGGUUAUAAGCACUCAGCCAAAAUACAUCGAGCUCUCUGCCGAGCGAAUCAGGAUGAACCUUUCGGAAGGGGGUGUGAUAGAUAAUGAUUUGAUGACAAUAGCAGUUAGAAGAUAUCAGCAGAUUGACUACACUUUUGCAUUGGAUAAAGAUGAAGGGUGCUGGCGACAUUGGCUCGAGCCAGACUUUGUGAACCAUGUGAGCAGAGGAGACGUGAUUGUGAGGUAUGUGCAGGACAUGUUUAUUGGGGAACAUAUCAAGUAUGACGUACACCUCAAAAGAGUUAUUGGGGAAUCUAUAGACAGCUGGCCCACAACCGAUGCAAUACAUCUCCAUAUACGUACACCAAAACAAUCACAUGCUCGGGAAUACGCUGCAUGGCUGGGACAACAGUGGGGCAGGUUGAUUUGACUGCACCGGAGAUGGACGGCAAGGAUACAAGUUAUGCGCGCAACUAGUUAGACAAAAUCCGCGUCCGAAGAUGUGGGCU
Molecule: messenger RNA, 2905 nt
Organism: Triticum aestivum (bread wheat)
Lineage: Eukaryota; Viridiplantae; Streptophyta; Magnoliopsida; Poales; Poaceae
Exons: 12
Coding region: 1-2826 (941 amino acids)
Biological process (GO): regulation of DNA-templated transcription
Source: RefSeq, a predicted model, not a curated record